CAGAAGUUUGGGCCGUGAGAAGGUUACCGCUGAUGCUCCUCCUAACACACUGUGAUGCUGCAGCAGUCUGAGGUCAGCCUCUGCGGUCCGACAGCCUCCUCAGUCCUCCGACAACAAGUGACUUUAAUAAGCCUCAAGCACAUCCGGACGUCCCUCUUGCGUCGUUUGUUGUGGGUCUGAAAUCACCGCUGCGCUCCUGUUGCUCCGAUCAGGACUUUCGGUGGAGACGGUGCCGGUGUUGUGCUCUGUGUUCGUGCUGUUUGGUGGCAGAGUCUCGUGCUGCCCACUGCAGGACUAUGAGAUCUGAAACUCUCUGGAAACUUCUUCUCUGCGCUGUGUUUUUACUGCCUAAUGCAAAUGCUCAAACGGUGCUCCCUCCAGAGUGUGCUCCGGGUGGCCACUCUGUCCUCCAGAACCCCUACCGCAGCACCACCUUCAGCUCCAGCUGGCUGCAGCAGUCGGCCCUGCAGGACUUCAUCUGCGACCACUCCCUCACAGCGGGAUGGUACCAGUUUCAGAUUUUUGACAAGCCUGCCAGUAUGCCCACCCAGUGUGUGGAGGUGAACCACUGUGGGACUCAGGCUCCAGUGUGGUUGUCUCUGGGCGAGGGUGAGUCCCUGCCGGGUCCGCUCGAGGUCCGACAGUUGAUGGCUUGUGCUGCCUGGCAGUUUUUCCCAAGCAGUAGCAAAGACUGCUGCAUGUUCCGCAUCCCAGUAACCGUCCGUAACUGUGGAGACUUCUACGUUUACCUGCUCCAGCCCACACAGGGAUGUAUGGGGUACUGUGCACAGGAGAUCUCCGACACUUUACCCUCAACGUCGCUGAUCUGUGGCCCUGGCGAGGUGAACCUCGAUGGAACAUGUAAAACUAAUAAGCCUCCUACUCCAUCUGUGCCAGUGAUUAUAUCAGAGGUGACAGGUAGUGCCAUCUACCUAAAGUGCAGCUUUGACAGCAGCUCCAACAGCUCCCUGGGCUAUAUAGUGGCCUGGUCUCACCUCUCACCUGAGGGAAGGAAGGAGGAGCUCAAACAGGAGACCACCAUUCAGACCUCCGCCUUUAUUGAGCUGGAUGGAUUCAACCUCCGCCUGGGAGACAAGGUUUACUGCUCCAGCUCCAGUUUCUUCUUGGACUCACCUGACGUCCGGAGUUCUUCAGUGGAAAGUGAAGUGUUCUUUGCUGGGAUAAAGUUAAGACCAGAGGUGAGCAGCGUCAUAGAGGAUGGGCGACUGUAUGAGUUGGUGGUCGAGAGCACAGUUCCUGUCCCGUGUUCAGAGGGGUCUUCCUCUUCUACAGAGCAGUGCACUCUAUCCCUGCAGCUCAGCACAAGUAGUCAAGAUGAGGGUUUGUUGGGUGCAGACCUGUCUCUUUCCUCCUGUGUGGUGGAUCUGUCCCAUGGCCCCUGUAGGAGCGGAGUUUGCAGUCGGGCUCUGAUCCACUUCACCCCCAUCACUGACUUUGUCAAAGAUGGCAACAGAACAACUCAGAUCUCUGUUAAACCUAUUGCCUCACACAGUUUUCUCUGGAACGGCUACUCGCCAGAACCUGUUCAGGUAGUGGUUAAGGAUGUUCCCUCAGCCUACUGUUACGCCUUCACUGAUCCUCACAUUAUCACAUUUGAUGGCAGGUACUAUGAGAACUACCAGAUAGGCACCUUCAUUCUCUAUAAGAGCAGUUUAUGGCCGUUUGAGGUGCAUGUCCGUCAGUGGGAGUGUGGCAGCGUUAUGCAUGCUGCCUCAUGUGUGUGCGGUUUUGUGGCGAGGGACGGUGGCGAUGUUAUCGCUUUUGACAUGUGCAGUGGGGAAAUGGGUGAAACCAGGCCUCACUUGUCUGUGAAGAACAGAGACUUGACCAAGAGCGGCAUUCGGAUCACCGAGUCCUACCAAGGACGCAAAGUUACUAUGACCUUCUCAUCUGGAGCUUUUGUUCGUGCAGAUGUGUCUGACUGGGGAAUGAGUCUGACGCUGAGGGCCCCCAGUUCAGACUGGAGUCACACUGAGGGUUUGUGUGGGACCUACGAUGGACAGUCAGACGAUGAUUUUCACUCAGAAGGCGGCGCCAAAAUGGAGCAUCUACAGGCUUUUAUUUCUGAAUGGAGACUCCCUCCAGGCAACAGCCUGUUUGACACUGUGCCAUCCGAUAUGAGUCCAUUGAAUCCCCGCAAGUACUGUACCUGUCAGGUAGAGCCCCGCAUCUUAUCUCCCAGAGCCUGGUAUCAACAAACUGCCUCCUCCGACUCCACCUGCUCUAAUGAUGGUAAUCUGCAUUUCCUCAGUGUCAUCCCAACUCUGGAUGUCACAGCUGAGUACAUUGGCUCGGUGGAGCUACUCAAAGAAAAUGAAAGACAGCCUCUGCCUACAGGUCAAGCCCAGGAUGGAGGUAGUCACAUACAGCCACAUAAAAGAAACUUUCCUUUCAGAGCCUCCAGAGACAGAGCUUCUACCUCAGCGCAUCAACAAGAACGCAGAGGCAGGCGGCAGACACAUCGUUAUAUUUCUAACUCCCAGCACCAAAGUCUUAGCCAGUCUGAUCUGGAGGGCUUUGCCUACUUUUUCCCAGAGGACCAUGAACCAGCAGUUCAGCCAGAUUCUUCACUAAUGUGGCCCACACCGUCUGGCCUGACUAAGCAGCAGGCUCAGGCCCAGUGCCAGAAGGCUGUGGCAAACUCAAGCAUAGCUUUAGGUUGCAGGCGCCUGCUUGGAGAGGCAAUAGUUAGCCGCGCGGUGGCUAUGUGUGUUACGGACCUGCAACUGAAGGAUGAGUUGUCGUGGCUAAAUGCAACAUUACCUCUGCUAGAGAACGAGUGUGAGAGGAGGCUGGUGGAGGAGAGGAAGAGAGAAGAGGAGCACCAGGAUGUUCUGUCCAUCCUCAAGUGUCCAAAUCUGUGUAACGGGAAUGGCCAGUGCUCAGACUGGGGUUGUGUUUGCUUCCCAGGAUUUGGGUCAUAUGACUGCAGUGUGCUGUCUGACCAGAUUCCAGAAAUCACUGAACUGGAGAAUGAGGGUCUGUGUGACGUUCGUCAGGGAGACUGCUCCACCAUCCAUGUCAAUGGUCAAGGCUUCAAAGACUCCUAUGAGCUCAAGUGUGAGUUUCUUAAAGAAAAGUUUGUGGCUGGAGAGUGGGUUUUGGACGAGCCUCAGUUUGUUCUGGCCACCUUUCUGGAUGUGACAGCUCUGGAGUGCCAGCUCCCCCUGGAGGACAGCCGCGUCUCUGCAGGCGUCGACCUGGAAACAGUGACGAGCAGACCACUGGCCCGCUGGCAGAUCAAAGUUUCCAAUGAUGGCUAUAGCUACAGCAAUGCCAAGAUUCUGACUCUGUAUGAUGGAGCCUGUCAGACCUGCACCCUCAACACAGAAGUCCUCUGUACCCUGAAGGAGAAAACCUGCAACAUUAACAGUCUAUGUUACAGUGAAGGGGAGUCCCACCCCAGCAGCCCUUGCCUUACUUGUCUUCCAGACUCAUCCAGACACACAUGGUCCAUCGCAGAAAAGAAUGAGCCUCCGCUGCUCCAGUCGCUGCCAUUUAGUCUCCAAUCCUUCCAGGGGGAGAAUUUCAUCUACCAGCUACAAGCUCGGGACCCUGAAGGUUCAUCGGUUCUUUUCAUGCUGGCAUCAGGUCCUGAAGGUGCAUCUCUGUCUCCAGCUGGCCUCUUAAUGUGGAAGGCCACUGCCGAAGUGACCGACAUCCACACUUUCCAGUUUACUGUGAGCGAUGACUGUAAUGCUGAGACCAGAGCCUCUAUAAAGGUGACUGUGCACUCCUGUGAAUGUCUGAAUGGAGCUUCAUGUGUCACCAAUGUCAACGUCCCUGCUGGUAGCGGAGAAUAUGUGUGUGUUUGUCCUGAUGGAUUUAAAGGGAAGCGGUGUGAAGUGGACAUUGAUGACUGUAAACCCAACCCCUGCAGGCUGGGCCGCUGUAUCGAUCUACCCAACUCCUUCUCCUGUAUCUGCCCACCUGGAAUGACAGGCCGCACAUGUAGAGAAGACAUAAAUGAAUGCGUUUCUCAGCCUUGUUUCCCUGGAGUGGGCUGUAACAACACACUGGGCUCCUUCAUCUGUGGCCUGUGCCCACAGGGAUAUAGUGGUGAUGGGAAAAACUGCAAACGUAAUGCUGACUUGCCGGUCAAAGUGGUGACAACACCAGUAAGAGUACCACAGGUUCCAUUAAGGCCCAAAUCAACAGGCCCAUCGCCGUGCACAAGAGGGUCGUGUUACCCAGGGGUCCAGUGUUUUGACAGCAUCCACGUUUCAGCAGGCUUUGUUUGUGGACCCUGUCCUCCUGGUCUCCAUGGAAAUGGACGAACAUGCACAACAACUGGUCAAGGGACAGUCGGCAGUGGAGCAGACAGUCAUAUUCACAUCACCAAAUCAAAUACCAGCAAAGAAAAGACUACUUCCUCCUCCUCUUCCUCUUCUUCAUUAUUGCCCACCUCGCCCAGACGACCCUCUGACAGAAGGAUGAGACCAGAAACGAGCGGCUCCAGUAUCAGGAGAAUUGUGUCAUCUGACAGAAAGACCACAGCAACCCCACAGAAUCAGACUGCAUCCAGAGUGUUUGCUCCCACUGUCCACAGAGGUCAGCUCAGUGGGGUGGAUCUGACCCCAGACCUCUCUACAGGGAUCAGAUGGGGGCAGCCAGCUCACCAUGUAACCUGCGCUGACUCUCCCUGCUUUCCUGGUGUUCCCUGUGAGCCUACUGUCCUUGGGUCUUUCAGGUGUGGACGCUGCCCGUACGGCUACACUGGGGAUGGAGUCAUAUGUAAAGCUGUGUGCAGGUAUCAGUGUGGGAGGAACAUGGAGUGCACUCUGCCCAACACCUGCACCUGCAAGGCGGGUUACACUGGUUAUAACUGUCACAUAGCGGUGUGUCGGCCCGACUGUAAGAACCAGGGGAAGUGUGUGAAACCUAAUGUGUGUGAAUGCCCUGCAGGCUACGGUGGGCCCAUCUGUGACGAAGCGAGCUGUGAGCCGCCUUGUCAGCAUGGAGGCACGUGUCUGGCCAGAAACCUGUGUACCUGCCCCUACGGCUAUGUGGGACCCAGAUGUGAAAUCAUGGUGUGUAACAGACACUGUGAAAAUGGAGGCGAGUGUGUUUCUCCUGAUGUCUGCAAAUGCAAGCAUGGCUGGUAUGGCCCGACAUGUAACUCAGCUCUCUGUAACCCUGUCUGUUUGAAUGGAGGAACAUGCAUUAAACCCAACAUCUGCGCCUGUCCCAGUGGCUUCUAUGGCUCUCAGUGUCAAAUUGCUGUUUGCAGCCCUCCCUGUAAAAAUGGAGGUCAGUGUAUGAGAAACAAUGUGUGCUCCUGCCCUGAAGGCUACACAGGAAAAAGGUGUCAAAAGAGUGUGUGCGAGCCGAUGUGCAUGAACAGAGGCAAGUGUGUGGGACCCAACACAUGCUCCUGUGCUUCUGGAUGGAGGGGGAAGAGGUGUAACAUACCUGCCUGUCUGCAAAAGUGUAAAAAUGGUGGCGAGUGUGUGGGGCCAAACACCUGCCACUGUCCCAUCGGCUGGGAGGGCCUGCAGUGUCAAACACCGAUCUGUGAACAACGUUGCCUGAAUGGAGGCAGGUGUGUGCUGCCUGACUACUGCCACUGCCGGAAAGGAUACAAGGGCCUCACCUGUGCAAUAAAGGCAUCACAAGCAUGAUGGAGACAGAAUGAGAAAUGGGAUGAAAGAAGCUAUAAAAUGCACAAAGCAAGAGGAGAGUACCAUAAAUUUUUGUGUAUAUGAGUACGUGUGUGUGUUGGUGGGUAUCGGACUUGAAUGUGUGACUCUGUGCACAUUUGACUGCUAACAGAGGGACUUGAUGUAUUGCACUUCUCUUUCCGUCCCUGUAUAUCACUACCUCAAGGCUCAAAGUAACACACAUCUGUUAGAUGCAUCUGCAGUUCUUUAUACGGAUCUGUGUGUUGCUGCACAGUAUGAUUAAAAAAAAAAGAAAAUGACAAAUGUCAGUUUUAGUCGUGAUUCGUUCAAAAUGUGUACAUGAUUACCAGCCAGCUUUUAGUUUUAGAUUUACUGCAAUUUAGCCAAAUUAUAGCUGAUUUUACCAACUGAUGUGCACUGUUUCUUACUUAUGAGAAAAUAAUCUUAAAUCUGCUUUCAUUAUACCUAAUUUUGAUGGUACUUAUCAAUAAUUAGUUUUAAGACAUUGAUAUGAAUAUGUUAAAGAUGCACAAAAAUAGCAUUUUUUUUCUUUUUGGCUUCCUUAAUAUAUUGUUAUGUCAGGCCUGUGUGUGUUAUCCAUUUACACUGAUACCAAAUAUGGAUUCAAGUAAUGAUUAUCAGUUGAUGUAGGUUUGUUUUUAAAAAAAAAAAAAAAAAAUACACCAGAUUACACUGUGGUAUGAAUUAUAUGUGACAAAAUAAAGACAGUGUGCUGUUUGA
Molecule: messenger RNA, 6383 nt
Organism: Amphiprion ocellaris (clown anemonefish)
Lineage: Eukaryota; Metazoa; Chordata; Actinopteri; Pomacentridae
Gene: vwde
Product: von Willebrand factor D and EGF domains
Exons: 31
Coding region: 297-5642 (1781 amino acids)
Molecular function (GO): calcium ion binding
Source: RefSeq, a predicted model, not a curated record